This is a messenger RNA of Heterobilharzia americana, 2240 nucleotides long. The record is from the annotation of a GenBank genome assembly. NCBI's taxonomy places the organism in Eukaryota, Metazoa, Platyhelminthes, Trematoda, Strigeidida, Schistosomatidae.
AUAGAGCUGUUUAAAGCAACCAAAACUGAAGAUCUAAUCUUAACUGAACGGGAGAAUAAUGAAAUACUUCUGAAAAGGGAUCAUCCUUUGCUGUAUGAAGAUAACGAAUAUUUAUGUGUACUUACCAGUUAGUUGGAAAUAUCAACUCACUACAUGUUUACUUCUACUGCUGUUACGCAUUAUAGUUAUUGUACAAGGUGUAUAUUCUUCCUAAUUCUUUUUGGUAAACACAGAUAUAUAGCCCAAUUCUUCCCUUCCUUACUUGGUUGGAUUCCGUAUUCAAAAGGCGACAGUUGUGAUUCUACGGAAGCGUCUAACUGUUAUGGUUCCUUCUGUGUUAACAAUCGUACUCCACCUAACCUGAAGGAUAUGUUUGAUACACAUGAUAAAAAGAAUGGUAGACGCAACAACGAAACUGGGCAAUCUUAUCGAAUGGUUCUUAACAGUCUUGAGGAAUCUGUUAUAAAGGUGUCUCCUCUACCAGAAUCUUAUCCCACUUCUGAUAGUAGUGGUAAUUAUCAGCUUCCUCUUGAAAAUUCUGUUCUACAACGGUCAACAGAUAAUAUAUCAGGAAGUUGUACUAAUAUUGUACAAUCCAAUCAUUCAUCUGAGUUAGUUCCUUUUAAUGCCAAUGAACUGUCAAUAAUUCCUGUAACUCAACAGGAAGAUGUAGCAAAAGUGAACUUAAUCAAUGCAACGAGCACAAAAUUGUCAUCAUCUACAGAAAUGUCUAUUUCAAAUGAUUCUGUGAAAUCAUCACCAUCAUCUUUACCAUCUUCAUUACUAUCACACAUUGGCACACCUGGUGGACUUAUCAUGAAUGCAGAACUGGCUAAAUUUAUUCAAGAGCAAGCUAGUCAGGUUGCAGCUAGACAACAGAGAUUCAACAUGUCUACUACUACAACUACCACCACUACCACUACUAUGGUCAAUAGUAAUAGUCAACAACUUACUUCCACUGGUGGUGGAGAUGGCACUACAGGAAAUCUAGUUUCCGAAGCUUCUAUAAAAAGUUUAUCCACAGGCAAAACAUCUUUGACCACCACUUUAACAAGAUUAAGCUUAAGUGGAGCGUUUAAACGAGAUCUGCCACCGAGGUACGCUAAACUAUUACAAACCGAAUUAUACGAAAAAGAAGCACUGGAAAAUCGACGUAAUCAGAAACAAAAAGAGUUGAACUCAUCACUACUGCUAAUUGAUCAACCUGCUCCAUUGGCACGUAAAGAGUCUGAGGCACCUACAGAUUUAAUCUCGUUAUUAUCAUCAUCCGAUGUAAAAGCGCCUAUACAUCAUGAACAGAAUGUAGAAUCUCUUGAAUUGAAUCUCUCCUCGAAGCAAAUGUUUCACCUACCAAACAGUAUAGAUUCGAGUAUGCACAAUCCUUCGCCAAACUAUCCAUCCUCAAUACCUCAGUCAUUAGUACCUGCAAAUAUAGAAUCUUCUGGCAUACCGUUCCCUAGUCCAGACUUUUUCUUUAGGCCACCUAUUACGGCUAGUGCUGCGGCAUUAGCUAACCUGUCAUCAUCAAUGAGUAUGAAGUCGUAUUUCCCAACAGAUUUCCAGUCAUCAUCACUGCCGCCUAUCCAUCCGAUUGCAUCAUCACUGAAUCAGACUUCUUUUCAAAGUAAUUGGCCUACAUCCACUACAGACGCGUAUAUUCCUCCUCAGUCACAUAUCAAUCACUUUUAUAAUCCAACUGUGACAUCUCAACAUUUACCAUUCCUGCCAAUGAAUAAUAAUCAUGUAAAUUCUUCACAUCAUCAAUUUACAAAUCUCAAUAUUCCUUAUCAUCCCUUAAAUUUGACGGGAUUCACCUCUCCUCCUCCGCCUCCUGCAACUUGUAUUAUUGAACAACAGGUGAAUUUCUCAAAUCCUAUUGAUAAUAGUGAUAAAAGCAACAACAAUAACAACAGUUAGUCAUUAUCAUCAAUACAACAAGAUUACAAACUAUCAGAUGAGAAUGCCUUCCACUAUUCAGCAAUCCCAUAUAGACUGAAUCGUUUGCUACAGUGUGCUGAUGGAUUUUCAUCACCACCGCAUGAUCAGUUGCCAGGUUAACACUUCACAGAUUAACCACUUAUCCUUUUGUCAACUGUUCGAUUAGUUAUUAUUGGUUUAUUAUCCACAUAUAUUUCUUCGCUUUUUUGGCGAUACCACUACCAUUGUAUAAUUUUAUCGAUUGUGCAUGUUAUGUAUACCAGUAGUAGUAAAUUAGUUGAAUGCAAAUCGUGUUGGUGGGA